AUGCCUCGCACUUUGCUCACCACAUAUUCAACAGUCCUCGUGAGGCAUAUUGAGUGGCGUCAACGUAUUGCGCUCGCAGGCUGCGACGACUCUCUUGGCGGCCCAUCCUACCUCUACUAUCGAUACUAUUCGCAGCCUCGCUCUGAAUCCUUCGACCUCAACGUCAGAGUGCGCGGGGCCGACGGGAAGCCCGCAUUGGAGAAGCAGACAUUCUCAAUGACUCCCAUGGACCAAGUCAAUAAACGCCUCGCGGAGAACGCGACGUCGAAGGUAACCGUCAGACCGGGCGUUGUGUGGAAGCAAGCCACAGCCCAACUCUCCUCAAACAGUCCGAUCGAGGACGCAUACUCUAGUGCCUUCGUACAGCGAGAUCCCACGGACCCAGCUGGCCCGGGAGACCUCUUGCUGUUUGCUAUCAUGGACGGCCACCGCAGCUACCACACGUCCCAACUGCUCUCCAAAGUCCUCUUGCCUGCGAUAGGCCUCCAACUCCAACAAUUGACCACAGCCGACUCGGACCCUCAGAAGGUGGCUCUAGCCAUCCAGUCCGCAUUCGUGAACCUCGACUGGGAGAUCAUCAACGCGCCUCUGCGCAUUCUGGCAGAGAACAUCGACAAACUGGCUCUAGCGAACCAGCAAGUACCCGACCUAAGCCAGCACCCGAUGGCGUUAGCCACAAUGCAGCCCGCAAUAUCCGGGAGCUGCGCAAUUAUGGCACUGUUCGACACCGCGCACCAGAACCUCUAUGUCGCCUGCACAGGUGACAGCCGGGCCGUCGCCGGCGUAUACGAGGAGACUGAAGACGGCAACGGCUCGUGGCGAGUUGAGGUCCUUAGCGAAGACCAGACAGGCAGGAACCCCAGUGAACUGAAACGGAUGCAGUCAGAGCACCCGGCGGAUGAGGCCAACACGGUGAUCAUGCGCGGACGCGUCCUCGGGGGCCUCGAGCCGACGCGAGCGUUCGGCGAUGCACGCUACAAGUGGCCCCGCGACGUCCAAGAGGCCUUGCACAAAGCAUUCAUGGAAGGUAACGCCAAGACCCUGCGCGCCGUCCCAUCGAUGCUCAAGACGCCCCCAUACGUGACCGCCCGCCCCGAGGUCACCCACCGCAAGCUCUCCCUGCCGCCCUACGCCAACCCCUCUACCAAGCCCAAGUCCAUGAUGCGCUUCCUCCUCUCCUCAGAAGAGGUCGUCGCGCUCGUGGGCGGGCACCUCGCGGGCCUCAAAGGCAGCGUGCCCAAGGCGCAGCUGCCGGAGAUGGUACGGACGACGUCCGGCUCGCCGACCGUGAACGGGAAGUCGUUCGAGCCGCGGCGCUCGACAGAGGGCAAAUGGGCGUUCGUGGACGACAACGUCUGCACGCACUUAAUCAGGAACGCGCUGGGCGGGGCGGACGAGAGCAAGCUGAGGAAGCUGCUCAGCAUCCCCGCCCCGCUGUCCCGCAGCUAUCGGGACGACAUUACGGUCACUGUGGUUUGGUGGGAGGACGGUCCCAACGCCACCCCGGAACAGGUUCGAGCGAAACUGUGAUGAUUGUCAAUGCUCGGAGUGUCUUGUACUGUACAGUCUGUAUAUACAUGAACGAUGUAAUAACAGGAGCACGAGAAUGGAAUGCGGAGAUGUGACAAGGGAAGAUGAGAGUGCAUACGUGUGUAGUGCGAUGCGAAUGAUGAUAUGUUCUGCAGGGGGUAUGUUACAUGAUCAUUCUUUUCUUCUUUCCGUACCGAUGUACUACUGGUGCCGAACCGCGGCGCUGUCCUAGAGUGUCGCUGCCCUUCAGCCGACUGUACGGAUUCCAGUUUCCUAUGGCGCUAAAGCGAUCAUGACGCUUCGACUUCGGUGUGUUCCCUUUCGUCGAAGGCGGGAUAGGCGU
This is a messenger RNA of Fomitopsis serialis, 1873 nucleotides long. Its product is annotated as protein serine/threonine phosphatase 2C. The transcript is spliced from 7 exons. Gene Ontology annotation, molecular function: protein serine/threonine phosphatase activity. Gene Ontology annotation, biological process: protein dephosphorylation. Lineage: Eukaryota; Fungi; Basidiomycota; Agaricomycetes; Polyporales; Fomitopsidaceae. The record is from RefSeq and is a predicted model, not a curated record. Bases 1 to 1530 code for a protein of 509 amino acids.